Messenger RNA from Fonsecaea multimorphosa CBS 102226, 3798 nucleotides. RefSeq lists its product as uncharacterized. Bases 1 to 3798 code for a protein of 1265 amino acids. The record is from RefSeq and is a predicted model, not a curated record. Lineage: Eukaryota; Fungi; Ascomycota; Eurotiomycetes; Chaetothyriales; Herpotrichiellaceae. The transcript has a single exon.
AUGCAUGUGAAAACUUCUCCUUAUCGCUUCAGGUACUCAGGGUUAGGAACGCAAUUGUCCGGAGAGGUGACCGGAGAUUCCACAUUUGAGCUCUAUUGGCAAAGCACACGUCAGAAAUCCUUCUUACAGAGGAAUAUCUCGCUUGCAUUAAAGCAGCACGCGGCGUGGGGCGAGGAGAAACCGGCGGCUCUGAAACCGAGUCCCAACGUGUCUGCAAAUACGCAAAACAUCGACAAGGCCACAGGUGGCGCGAUCUCGAGCGCGACCGAGCCAGACUGGGAGGUGAAGGGUGUUGUAGUGGACGGAGCGGAAACUGCGGAAACCCCUUUCAUCACCUCGAGUCAAUCCGAACUAAUAACGUUCAAUAUGUCGUCGAGAAGUCACCCAUCAGGCAAAAACGCAGCGAAGGGCGAGCGCACUAUGCGCCGAAGCGUUAGAGGCAUUCUAGACAAAGCCCACGACUACCCUGGUGCCAACCUGACGCUCAAUCUAAAUAGCAUCAGAAGGAAACUGAACUACAGAACCAAUGCUCUCACCGACACCGAGAGGCUUGCCAAACGUCAGAAACGCAGCUACGUUGAAUGCCUGUGUCAUCUGACAAUAUGGGACAACCGCGAUGGGUCCACGACACUACCACUUGUCACCAAAUCAUCACGUUGUCGUGUAAGCCGCACAGAAGAUGGCGCGCAAGGGUACUAUGUCUCUCUGGAACUAGAGGAUCCUUUCCUUGUCAGAAGGACAGAUCUCGAGGUUUCCAUCCUUGACGAAAAUGGAAGAUCGGUUCCCGGAAUUACCCACAGUUAUUUCCUUGAACUCAAGAUCAUACCCUGCACCGCUGACUGCGUGUGGCCUCCUAUACCAAUUAUGGGGAGGAGCGAUGGGAAUCACUACACCCCGGAGAUGAGGAAGAUGGGCCUUGAAGAAGUGCAAGGGGCCCUUGUCGCAAGAUAUACCCAUCUUCCCCGAGCCCUUGACCCAAACGUCGCGCUCAGCGUGUUUUACGUGCAUGAAGGUCGUACCUACGCGACCAAAUACGGUCUCCAGGUGACAUCAUAUUGGGAGCUACCUGAUGUCGACUCCCAACCUACCAGCAAGCGGGGCAAAGGCUUGGAUCUUGACUCGUUUCACGUGCCUCCAAAACAGAAGAAGAUCUAUUUGCCUGCUAGGAGGAAAAAAGAACAGCACACUCUUCCCCAGGAGCCACCGGACGGUCUGGAAGUGCGCUAUGACUUAUCUGGGACGAUUUCAGGGCACGCAAAUGCCACUCAAGAGUUCCGCAAUACCGUGGUUCGGGGGUACGGCUGCCCAAUAUGCGCAGCGUGGGAGACGCACAGAUUGCAGGAACUCCUGUCCCAUUUCAAGUCCAUCCAUGCGGAAUAUGUCUUCUCACCAUCAGCGCAGCGCCGAGACCAGAAAACAAAGAAGUUGACUCAAGUCGAAAUAAAAGUCGAUACCGUCGCGAGUGUCGGGAAAAAGGAGGACGAUGAGGCCUUUUCAUUAGACGGCGAUCACAGCUUGACAGGCGAAGAACCCCCUCUACAACCUCUUUUUGGCGGUAACAAGCCUUUCGAGCUUUUUGCGCCAGCCAAAUCGGCUCCACGCUAUCCGUUGGCGUCGCAAGUCCCUGACUUCCGAAUCCCUAAUCGCAAAAAGGCCAAAGCUGUGCCCCUUCAGACAAUGUACGAUGAACCCGAAAAUGUCUGGACCUCCAUUACACAUCGACAAGUCUCUCCCAGUGAAGACCCAGGGAGUGAUUCAGACGACGAAGUGGAUAACAGCUGGCAAAUCACAGCGCAUAUGGAAAGGCUUGAUGCUUUGGCCGACGAACAGGGUUGGAGCAAGCACAAGCGCGAGCUCACCAAACGCUGGGACCGACACCGUAUGGAAGAAUAUCUUGAGCAUUCUCGAUAUGUUUCGAAUUCUCUUAUUAGAUUUGUCAGAAAGGAGAGAACAUGGUUAAAGAACGGGGACUAUGAGCUGUGGCAAGUCUUCUUUGACUUUUUGGGCAGGUUAAAAGAAAAGCAUGUUAUUGAUGAUAAUGUGGUUGCGGACGUUAAUGAGCUAAUUUUCCAAGAUCCGCCACACGAGACAUCGGCGGAAGCAAUGGAGAUAUGCGAAGUGGUCCCUGAUUGUGCGCCCAGCACGACACCUGUAUCUGAGCAGCAUGAAUCGGUUGGGACGAGUACCCCGGUCCACGCUACCUCAAAGAAGGGUACCGCCAGAAACGCAGAGCACGACACCCAGAGCACUGGCACAGGCCAUCCACAGUCGGAAACUCCAAUGCACGCGGACAGUCCACCACUGGCGCAAGCAGAGCUAGACGAAGAAAAUAAAGCACCUCAACCCCAAAUUUCAAGGGAAUUUAGGUGCGGUGCUUGCCUACUGCCGAUUGAGCGUUUGCACAGGGACACGACUUACUGCGUCCUUAAAGACUGCGAGUGGCCCGGGGUCAAAUAUCAUAAGAAAUGUGCCUUAGCCAUGAUUUUGGCUUACAUCAGAGAGAACUUACCCUUGCGUGCAUACUUUGACGGUCCUCUUCCAGAUGUGACCCCAGACACGGAUCAGGCGCUAAAGUACUGGCAAUGCAGGGACUGCGUUUUGAAGCGUUGGCUGAUGCCUUGGGAAGAAUGGGAAGGGCCAUGGGCAGAAGAAUCGGAAGAAGACUCCGAAGAAGAAUGGGAAGUCGGCUCGGAAGAGGAGUUGGAGGUAGGAUCGGUUGAAGAACUUCGAGAGGAAUCGGAAGAGGAAUCGGACGAAGAGUGGCAACAAGGAUCGGAAGAAGAAUCGGAAGAAGAACUGGAAUAUCUGAGGGAAGGAGAACUAGAAGAACUGGCAGAAGAGCUGGCGGAAGAACUGGAAGAACUGGCAAAAGAAACGCAAGAAGCACUGGAACGAGAAAUGGCGGACAAAUUGCAAGAGAAAUUGGAACAGGAGCUGGAAGAAGAACUACCUGCCAAGAAGAGAAAGAAGAGAGAAGAGACGCUGCUCGUGAAAAUAGCAGCCAUAGGGGCUUGGAGGCAGAGGCAGAGGCAGAUGGAAGCAGAGAGAGCCGAGGCAGAUCGAAAAGGCAAUGCGGAAGUGAGCGACCCCGGGCCCUCUAGUCCAAAGGGCAAGGAGGUUGUGAGGGACCCCGUGGUCCCCAGCAGAAAGGGCAAGGAGGUUGUGAGGGACCCUGUGCUCCCCAGCAGAAAGGGCAAGGAGGUUGUGAGAGACCCUGUGAUCCCCAGCAGAAAGGGCAAGGAGGUCGUAAGAGAUCCCGUGGUCCCCAGCGAAAAGGGCAAGGCGGUAUCGCGGGACCUCGAGCCCUCAAGAGAAAGCAGAGCGGCAACCCCAAUCGAGAAUCAGCCAGACGCUCCAGCCGGAGCUUGGUCAGAAACUCCAAUUGGCAACACGCCUGGCCCUUCAUCAGUGAACGGGACGGGGAUUACCGGCAGGGGUCGAACGAGCACUCCAAUCAGGGACAUGUCUCGUCCUCCGAUCAGGGACAGGUCUGCCACUCCUAACAGGGGGAGGUCUCCCACCCCAUCGAGGAACAGGUCAGGAAGUCCGAGCAGGCAGCAGAGGAUGGGCACUCCUGUCGCGGUGGACAGAAUGAAUCUUCCUAUGAGGAUGAAGAAGAGGACGGGAAGCCCUAUGAGGGCUGGGAGCCCAAGGCCGAAAGGGACCUCGAAAGAUCCAGUGAUGGCGCUCAGGGGCAGGGCCAGUGCGCAGGAGAGGGCAAAGGUCGCGGCAAAAGUCAUGACCAUGAACGAGACAAGCGGUCUAUCGAGACUACGCUUUGUUGAGUCGGCGGAAUGA